This is a messenger RNA of Poecilia latipinna (sailfin molly), 3218 nucleotides long. RefSeq names its product E3 ubiquitin-protein ligase TRIM39-like. The transcript has 6 exons. Gene Ontology annotation, molecular function: protein binding; zinc ion binding. Lineage: Eukaryota; Metazoa; Chordata; Actinopteri; Cyprinodontiformes; Poeciliidae. The coding region runs from base 1520 to 3163 and encodes 547 amino acids. The record is from RefSeq and is a predicted model, not a curated record.
UCUUUUGCGCCAGUUUGUAAAAACACGACUUCUGAGAACUUGUCUGACUAAAGUUUAAAGGCUUAAGGUGUUUUGUGUUCACGCCCGUCUCCUGACAUGACUGUUCAGGAAAAUAUUUCUUGUUCAUUAAACACCAAUAUAAGUUACAUCAUCACUGCCGAUGUGUGUGAGCUGGACUGCCAUCCUUAGUUUCUGUUAGGAACGUUCCUGUUUCUGCAUCUGACCAAACUGUCCGGCUGAGGAAGAGGCAGCACAGCAGAGGACAACAAACUGUAAGCAUUUAAUCAAGUUUUAUUUAAUGUUCCUCUCUUUCUCAUGGUAGUGAUUUUCUCUCUCUGUGAGCUAAUGAUGAUGGACUAGGUUUGGUUAACAGCACUUUUAACUGAGUAAGAAACUAUUUUACUAGUUAUGUUGGUGCAAAGCCUGAUGCCAAGAGGAAGAGACGGCGUAUUUCCACUCUUAGCACCGUAUGAAUAAGUCUGAGAGCCAUGAAUAAUUCAGAGCGGCGCUUUCAGUGGAUGUAAGGCUCGCCUCAUGCAGAGUCAGUAAAUAGGCAGACACCAGAUUAAAAUUUGGUUUAGGUUAAAGGUUAAGUUUCCGGUAUAUGGAUGUGAAUGAACAUAAUUUAAAUGUGUGUAGAUGGAUAUUUAGACCAAGCAGAGCUGAAAACUCAUUAAUCCGUGUUCUGGACAAAAGCUGAAGACUUCUUUAAGAACCAAACUUAUGAAUAUAAAGUUGUUUAAAAAAUACAUUUAAUUCUCUGUCGAAGCUCAACUGGGAUUCUUCCCAGUCUUCCCAGUCAUCCUCAAUUUUCCCAGAAUCCCCAAUAAAAUCAUGAAAUGUUGAAUUAAAACCAGUCAGGAAGGAGCAGCUUGUCUGUUAGCCAAUGGAAACUGGUUUCCUCUUCUGAUGGUGACUGGACCAGAUCAUCACACUGCCACCACCGUGUUUCACCACAUCGGUUUUAAUUCCUGAAAAUGGUUCUGGACCAAUUUAGACGGACGGACUUUAGCUUUUUGAUCAGUCUGCAUUAGUAAAGUCUGCAGAAACUUUAAAAUAACGACAUAAUCAGACCCAUCUGUGUUUUCAUACAUUAUAGUUUUCAUUUCUGCCUGCAGGUUCUCCAGGACGGCCAUGUUCUCCCGGACGGCCAUGUUCUCCAGGACGGCCAUGUUCUCCAGGACGGCCAUGUUCUCCAGGACGGCCAUGUUCUCCAGGACGGCCAUGUUGUCGGCGCCCUGCUGACGCAGACUGAAACAAAUGAUGGGAAGGAAAUGGGAUGAAGCAGAAGGAGAGUAGAGGAGAGCCAAACAAGAGUCCUGACCUUUGACCUGCCGCAGAGCAAACAGAGCAAACAUCGACACGUCGACGGGAACCACAGGUUACUUUUCAACCAUCUUUCUGGUGGAGCUUCCCGAACGCCGACCUGAAACGGGCGGACUCGUGUCAGAAGAGCACAGUUCUUCCAGGAUCCAGCCCGACCCGUUCGGCUCAGCCGGAUCGGACGCCGGCGCCAGGCAUGUCUGUCGGCAGCUACCAGCUGAGCGAGGAGCAUCUGUGGUGCUGCAUCUGCCUGGACAUGUUCUCCAGCCCCGUCACGCUGCCCUGCGGACACAAUUUCUGCAGGAGCUGCAUCCAGGAGCACCUGACCUCUGACCCCCAGCGCCAGUGCCCCAUGUGCAAGGAGCGCGUGGACAAGAAGCACAAGCUGGGCGUGAAUACUUUCAUAAGUGAGCUGGCCGUUCAGUACAGGCAGAGUGCAGGAAGGAAACCUGGAAGCUGCGCAGAGCUGAGAAAAGCGCCGUGCGGAGCUCCAGUCAGACCCAAACCGCGGUCCUCCAGGUCCCGGCUGCUGCUAGCUGCUACGCUGCUGGCGCUGCUGCUGCUGCUCACGGCUAACCUGCAUCUCCAUCAGAGCCUGAGCGGCGGCGAGACUCUGCUGUCUGAGGCGGAGAGCGUCUGCUCCGAGCAUCAGGAGCCGCUGGAGCUCUUCUGCAAAAACGACCAGAUUAGCAUCUGCCGGCGCUGCAGCGCCACCGCACACCGCUCCCACCAGCUGGUUCCGCUCAGCGACGAGUACCAGGAGAAGAAAGACGAGCUCGGCAAGACGGAGGCCCGCAUCCAGCAGCUGAUCUGGCAGCGGCAGCUGAAGAUCCAGGAGCUGAAGCGCUCCCUGCAGCAGAGCGAAGAAGCCGCAGACGGGGAAAUGGCGGACGGUGUCCGGAUCUUCAGCUCCCUGAUCCAGACUCUGGAGGCGGCGCAGGCGGAGCUGAUCGGGGCGAUCGAGGAGAAGCGCAGGGCGAGGGAGAAGCAGAGCCAGAGUUUGAUGGCUGACCUGGAGCAGGAAGUGGGGAAGCUGCGGCGGCGGCAGGUGCAGCUGCAGCAGCUGUCGCGCUCCAGCGAUCCGCUCGUCUUCCUGCAGAGCUUCCCGGCUCUGAACGCCGUCCCGCCCACCAAGGACUGGACCCAGCUGAGGAUGUGUCCGCUGGUCUACGACGGCCUGACCCGCACGGCGCUGCUGAGCGCCACCAACCAGCUGACGGACGCCAUCAGGAACGCCAUGCAGACGCUGCAGGACGAGGCGGCGGCGAACCUCCACCGCUCUGCCGUGGACGUCGAUCUGGACCCGGACACGGCGCAUCCCGCCCUCAGGCUGUCCGACGACCGGAGGCGGGUUCAGCUGGGAGACGGCGGGAAGACGCUGCCAUACGAGUCCAAACGCUUCGAAGCUUUGGUCGGUGUCCUGGGGAGGCGGGGCUUCGCCUGCGGGCGGUUUCACUACGACGUCCAGGUGAAAGGGAAAACCGCCUGGACGCUCGGCGUCGCGAGGGAGUCCGUCAACCGGAAGGUCGAACUGGACCCGAGUCCGGAGAACGGCUUCUGGACCAUCCGCCUCCAGAACAGGAAGGAGUUUGUCGCGCUGGCUAGCAAGCCGCUUCCUCUCUCGGUGGGUUAUAAUCCGGAUUGGGUGCGAGUGUUUGUGGAUUACGAGGAGGGUCAGGUGUCGUUUUAUGACGUCGAAGCGGCAGUUCUGCUUCACUCCUUCACCGGGUUUUCCUUCACAGAGAAACUCUUCCCGUUCUUCAGUCCCGGUCCGAACGACGGCGGCAGGAACUCUGCUCCUCUGAUAAUCGCUCCUCCGACUCAACAUGCAGAAAAAUAAUGCAGACAUCAGUCAGGAUUUUUCAUUUAAAGGGGCAGUGUCACAUUAAUCGUGG